CGAUCACUCUCUCAAGCUCAAAGACGAGCAGCAGCAGCGUUAGACUCCAGCACGUCGGAUCCACAAGAAAUAUCUCACGAGGAACCAUCUAACGGAAUAUAUCACCUGUUCGGAGUGGGAAUGAAUGCUGAGAGGGAUUUAUGACUGGCGACAUCACAUUGAUUCCACAUUAGGAACUUCAUGCAGGAUAAGGUAGGGGAACCACACCACUGGGACAUUUAAGCGUGGCCUUUUUUCCCUCCUUAUGAUUGGAACUGAUUUCUGGAGUUGAAUAGGAAAGGUGCUCAGUGUUGAAUUCUAACUCAUGGGUGUCUCUAGUUUUUCCUCUUCAAACUCAGAUGAUGAGUCCCCUGAUAACACUCCAGCCCCUGACACCUUACGCCACACGUCCCAUACCAGGAAGCAGAGCGGGCUGGGUGGCCUGGGUUACGGGCUGGGGGUAGCUUGGCACCACUUGAGGCCCUUCGUCCCCUUCUUCCUCAUCAGCUUCAUGGUGGUGGCCCUUGUCUAUCUAAUGCAGGCUAUCAUCUAUGGGGGACCAUUCAAGGAUCCGCUCUUCUUCGUCAAGUUCAAUGAGCGCUGGCCCCGGCCUGCCCCAGUCCAACAGGACACCCCAACACCCACCAAGAGUUUCAGUCCGGUCCCCUCCUCGUCCUUCGAACAAGUCCUUUUUGAACUUCACACAAACAACGAGACAAUAUGAUGGAAACAAGAACUACAGGAGUUUUUUCUUUCCCUGGUGGAUAUGAGAAUCAAGUACUCUCCUUGGAUUACACCAGAUCCUCCUUGUGUUACAAGGGUGCAGACUAAAGCUUUGAUAUUCUUGGCAGUGGAUAUAUCGCCUGUCUGUCCUUCUUAUCAAAGCCUGUAACUAUAAUAUCAUGGAAUGAAAAAUAAACUGAAGGUUACCUGCUCUAAUCUUUGAAGAAUGUGCAGCUGAACCGGAUGCUUUUCAGAUCAAGGUCAACAAACUUUCAGUGACUCAGUCUGCUAAAGAUUGUCACGCUUCAACACGAGGGACAAUGCUAUGAUGUGAUCACCUAAAACAACCGCCCAAAUCGGCCCUGCAGUUAUUCAUUUUAGAAGUAGUUGAUUUUUGUGGUUUUGUAAAUACUUUAAACCAAAGUGUCUCAGACUCAAAUGUAUCAUUACAAUUUUUUUUAAAAAGACAGUUCACAUGCCUUAUAUGAACAGAAAGCAACACGUUUGUUUUCCCUGUUUUUCUAGAUGUGCUUCAGCAGACACUGUUAUCCCAAAGGUAAUCUAAGUUUCAGAAGCUUUUCUAUUUUUUUAAAUCAUGAAUCUCAAAAGAUACAAUAUUUGUAAUUACAAAUUUCCACUUUGUUUACUACUUUCCCUUCACUGUAGCUCAAGCAAACAUGUGAGUUCUGACUAAAAGUUUUACACCAACCACUAAGGAGUCAUUUUUAUACUUCAUUUCAAAUUUACUGAGAGAGGACUCUUCAUCUUACUUCUACUGAAUGUUCAGUGUAACCUCAUGAUCUGAAGGAAUAACACCGGCAAAAACAAACUCUCACCAAGUUAAGAAAGUGGUUGAUGCACUGAACCGUUCAUAGGUGUUAAAUUUGAUUAAAUUCCUGUGAUGUUGUCAGAUACUCUGGUUUAUUUUGAGAAUUUAAAAUCAAAGUGUUGACUGGUAGUGGUCUUUGUAUUACAUAUCAGCAGAUAUAAAUAACACUUUGUUAAUUUGUUUGUUCACAUGACUUAGGAGUGAACGACACAAGGUUGCCUUUUAUAAAUUGUUUACCCCAUAUAACAUCUUAUCCA
This is a messenger RNA of Xyrichtys novacula (pearly razorfish), 1788 nucleotides long. Lineage: Eukaryota; Metazoa; Chordata; Actinopteri; Labriformes; Labridae. The record is from the annotation of a GenBank genome assembly.